AUGUCUGCAACCCAGUUACUCAACCCGAAAGCUGAGUCGAGGCGGAGAGCGGAAGCUUUGAAAGUGAACAUCAGCGCUGGUGAAGGUCUUCAGGAUGUCUUGAAGUCUAACUUGGGUCCCUCAGGGACCUUGAAGAUGCUGGUUGACGGUGCAGGCGGAAUUAAGUUGACCAAGGAUGGAAAUGUUUUGCUGCGAGAGAUGCAAAUCCAAAAUCCCACAGCUGUCAUGAUUGCCCGUGCGGCCACGGCGCAAGAUGAUAUCACUGGUGACGGAACGACGUCCGUUGUCCUGUUGGUUGGUGAGCUUUUGAAGCAAGCGGAUCGGUUUAUCUCCGAGGGUCUGCACCCCAGAGUGAUCACAGAUGGCUACGAGAUCGCGAAGAACGAGGCUCUGAAGUUCCUUGAUCAGUUUAAGAUUGAGCGGAAGAUUGACCGCGAAUUGCUGCUCUCGGUCGCUCGGACAUCGCUUGCCACAAAAUUGAGCAGUGCUCUUGCUGAGAAGCUUACACCUGAUGUCGUCGAUGCUGUACUCGCCAUUCACAGAGCUCCUGCGAAACCCGACCUACACAUGAUUGAAAUCAUGACUAUGCAGCACCGAUCUGCGUCCGAUACACAGCUCAUCCGUGGUCUUGCUCUAGACCACGGUGCUAGACAUCCCGAUAUGCCCAAGAGAGUUGAGAAUGCGUACAUUCUGACCCUGAACGUCAGUCUUGAGUACGAGAAAUCCGAGAUUAACUCUGGUUUCUACUACUCCUCUGCUGAACAGAGAGAUAAGCUGGUAGAGAGUGAGCGCAAGUUCGUGGACGCCAAGUUGCAAAAGAUUGUGGAGCUCAAGAAGCAGGUCUGUGGCAAUGACCCCAAAAAGGGCUUCGUUGUUAUUAACCAGAAGGGUAUUGAUCCCCUGAGCUUGGAUGUACUCGUCAAGAACGGUAUCUUCGCCCUUCGGAGAGCCAAGCGGAGGAACAUGGAGCGUCUUCAGUUGAUUUGUGGUGGUAUUGCUCAGAACAGCGUGGAGGAUCUCACUCCUGAUGUUCUCGGAUGGGCAGGCCUGGUCUACGAACACCAGCUCGGAGAGGAGAAGUACACUUUCGUGGAAGAGGUCAAGGACCCCAAGUCGGUUACCAUCCUCAUUAAGGGACCCAACCAGCACACAAUCGCGCAGGUCAAGGACGCCGUCCGUGAUGGCCUACGCUCGGUUUACAACACCAUCGUUGAUGGAUGCGUUGUGCCUGGUGCUGGCGCUUACCAAGUUGCUUGCGCUCGCCACCUGUCCUCUGAAGGUAUUCGCAAGACUGUCAAGGGCAAGGCUAAGUGGGGUGUCACCGCUUUCGCCGAUGCCCUUCUUGUGAUUCCCAAGACUCUUGCUGCCAACUCAGGACACGACAUUCAGGAUUCCCUGGCUGCCUUGGAUGAUGAGAGUGCGGAGGGCAACGUGGUGGGCCUGGAUUUGACAACGGGAGAACCGAUGGACCCUGUUCAGGAGGGUGUCUUCGAUUCUUACCGAGUUUUGCGCAACUGCAUCGCUUCGAGCACCGGUAUCGCCUCGAACUUACUUCUGUGUGACGAGCUUCUGAAGGCCAGACAAAUGGGUAGACAAGGUGGGCCUGGUGGCAUGGAUGAGUAA
Molecule: messenger RNA, 1623 nt
Organism: Aspergillus clavatus NRRL 1
Lineage: Eukaryota; Fungi; Ascomycota; Eurotiomycetes; Eurotiales; Aspergillaceae
Product: chaperonin-containing T-complex subunit CCT6
Exons: 7
Coding region: 1-1623 (540 amino acids)
Biological process (GO): protein folding
Cellular component (GO): chaperonin-containing T-complex
Molecular function (GO): ATP-dependent protein folding chaperone; ATP binding; ATP hydrolysis activity
Source: RefSeq, a predicted model, not a curated record